AUGUGUGCGUUCCACGCGGUACUUGAGAGCUGUGCGCUCGCCCCGCAGCGUGCCACUGUUCCCUCUCCCGACCCUGCAUUCUACAAGCCGCUCACCACCGCCCCACCCCGCCCCACCCCGCCCCACCCCGCCAUGGCGCCCCACCGAAGCAGCAGCAGCAAGCCGCACAAGUCGUCGUCGUCGCGCGGGCGCUCGCGCGCGCCGGCCGGCUACCCGUCGGGCUCCGGCUCCAAGUACACGUACGCGUCGGACAAGCCCAGCGCGUCCGGGUCCGGGAAGCACCGCCCGUCCGCGUCCAAGCCCGGCAAGAGCCAGCACAAGAUGCAGGACAAGAUCGUCGAGAAGGUGCAGGAGAAGGUCGCCGACCCGCGCUUCCAGCGCAAGGCCCGCCGCUUGGUCCUCAAGCAGGUGCGCAAGAACUUCCCCGCCGUCAUGAAGGCCAUCACGCCCAGCAAAUGAGAAGGCGCGGCCGGCAAGUCGGGCGGCGUCGUGCAGGAGGGCUUCGACGCCGUCGCUACGGCCGCGGGCGUCCCCAGGCUGCAGCAGAGCAUGGCUAACCCUGUCAUGCAACGCGCCGCGGGGAAGGUCGUGGAGAGGGAGAUUGCAAGGACCGUCCCUAUUGUUAUGAACAAGAUUGCGGGCGUGGAGAAAAAAAAGUGAUGGACGACUUGUUAGCUGGAAAUUUUAAACCACCGUUGUGGGGCCUUAUUGAGUUGAUUUGCUUUGUUAUCAAUUCAUUUUCAUUCUAUCUACUUAUCUAGUCUUUGUUGCCUAUCUUUUGUCUUGUGUGUGAAUACGCCUAUAUGCACAUUGAAUACUAUGAAAACAACGUUGCCAUUUUUACGUCUUCCCGUUUACAAAACUGGGCUUUGCAUAUUAAAGAACAACAAAAGACAAA
Messenger RNA from Chondrus crispus (carragheen), 898 nucleotides. RefSeq lists its product as hypothetical. The record is from RefSeq and is a predicted model, not a curated record. Lineage: Eukaryota; Rhodophyta; Florideophyceae; Gigartinales; Gigartinaceae. The transcript is spliced from 2 exons. Bases 1 to 459 code for a protein of 152 amino acids.